Molecule: messenger RNA, 669 nt
Organism: Auxenochlorella protothecoides
Lineage: Eukaryota; Viridiplantae; Chlorophyta; Trebouxiophyceae; Chlorellales; Chlorellaceae
Product: Solute carrier family 25 member 38
Exons: 5
Coding region: 1-669 (222 amino acids)
Biological process (GO): glycine import into mitochondrion
Cellular component (GO): mitochondrion
Molecular function (GO): glycine transmembrane transporter activity
Source: RefSeq, a predicted model, not a curated record
AUGGCCCAGAGGACCGAGAAGAGCAGGCUGGUCUCGGCCAUGUCUGGAUCCCUGUCGGGAGCAUGUGUGAGCGCGAUCGUGCAGCCGCUGGACGUGGUGCGCACACGGAUGCAGGUGGACGUCAACCGAGGGGUGCACGUGAGUGCCUGGGGCACCCUGCGCACCAUCACUCAGGAGUCACACUGGACGGGGCUCUGGCGGGGCACCCAGCCGACCGUCAUCCGGCUGGGUCUGGGCGCCGGUCUCCACUUCUUCCUUCUGGAGACCAUCAAGCCCCUGGUCUCCCAGCGCCAGCCUGACGGCUCACUCAAGCUGGGCGCCCUCCAGGCCGCGUUUGCAGGGGGCUGCUCCCGCGCCAUCGCCGCCGUCGUCUCGUGCCCCAUCACCGUGGUCAAGACGCGCAUGGAGUUUGGGAGCGUGCAGGGCAGCAGCACGCUGGGCGCGCUGCGCGCCAUCACGCGCGCCGAGGGCGUGCGGGGCCUGUUUGGCGGCCUGGGGCCCACUGUGCUGAGCAACGCCCCCUUUGCGGGGCUGUACUACAUGUUCUACACCCGCCUGCAGUCGCGGCUGAACGAGAGGACAGCGUGGCGGCCCAUGGCCGUCAACCUGCUGUCCGGCACGGUGGCCGCCGUCUCCGCCACGCUGCUGACUCAGCCCUUUGACGUGUGA